CUCUCUCUCUCUCUCUCUCUCUCGCAUACAAAUUGAUAGAAAAUCCAGACAUUUUGGCUGUUUGUAUUGCAAAUCAUUGACUGGGUGUAGAUAUGACCACAGCUGGAGUGCAACGAGGCUUCCUGAAGAAAUAUGGAGGCUUCAUGUUUAAGCAGUGGAAAGAGAAGUAUGUGGUGUUGACUGCAGAAGGCAGGCUGAUGCUGUGCAAAGAUGCAGAUUCUCCACCAGAACAGGUGGUGGUGCUACAGAGCAACUGUCAGUCCAUUGUAGAAGGCAAAGAGAUCUUGGACCUGCCCCGUUUGCCUCCAGGAGGGCGUAGGGACUGCUGUUUUGCUCUCAUCCUGCCCCAAAACAAAUUCAUAUUGCUGCUCUCUGAUAACCCUGAUGACUGCAGCCAAUGGCUGAAGAUAAUAAAGAAGGUUAAAGAGAGUGCAUCAUCAUCAUCAUUGCUGAAGCGGCAACAAAGCAUCUCCCCCUGUAUCACAGACAGAGGUUCUCUGCCAGACACACCCACCGAGAAAGAGCUUCAGUCUCCACGUACCCAAUCCAGAGAGAGCUCCUUUAGAAGCAGAGGUAGUAUAUGUGAACGCCAAGACCAAAGCCCCCAGUCUCUGCGCUUUCACUCCAACAACUGCCUGCGCCAUGGUAACAGCAGUGAUGUGCGUGCUGUCAGGGCAGUCUGUUUACUGAUGGGCGGGGCUGCUGCCUCAUCAGCAUUGGGUUACCUAAGUACCUGUUCUGGCUCCUCAAAUGUUCCUGCUCAAGCACCUGAGAUCACCCAUUCAAUGGGUUUUCCAGAGGUUGGAGGAGAGGCAUCCUACCACCACGUCUGCGCCGAGACCGUCGACUCGCCUCAUUAUAACAGCUUUGACUUUGAGGGCGACUCAGACUUCGAUGCUUUUGACUGUGGAGGAUUUACUUUCUGAUGUCCUACAGUAGUUCUGGAAAAAAGUUUGUAUUUUUUGUGUUUAUGGUUCUAUAUGUUCUUAGCUUCUUCACUAGAAAGCAGCAAAUGGUUUGUGCUAUAUAGCUUUACAUUUUUGUUAAAAUGUAUUGUUCUUGAAACACUGAGCUUACUAAAGCCAAAGUGAGACGUUAAUUUCAGUAUUCAGUCCUCAGGACUUAAGAACUAUUCAGAAGAUACACAUGCAGGGAUGAGUUAAACAUAUGGGGUUGAGUUACAAUUGCUCUAUUACACUGCAUUUUUCUAGUGUUAUAUUGGAUUCAGUGAGUGGGAUUAUUAAGCCCAGGACCACUGCAUGGCUUUUUGAAAAAUUCAUAUUUUUGGGAAAUGCAUUAAAAAACUACAACACUUGAGGUCAGUGUUGUGUACUUAAAUAUGACACUAAUGAAGGGAUUUGGGGGACAAUAGAAGAGAGAGCAUCAUAUGAGGAGAUGGUAGCAUAGUAGUUAUAGAAUUAGACUUUAUAACUGAACGUUGUGAGUUCAAAUCCCAACCACACCCAGCUGCCACUCCUGGGCCACUGAGCAAGACCCUUAACCCUAUAUCUGUAUGCCUGAGAUAAAUGAAAGUCGAUUUGGAUAAGGGUGUCUGCCAAAUGCUCUAAAUGUUAUCAUAUUCUUAGACACUGUUUAUCCCAAGGACUGAACUAUUCUAUUGGUAAAAUUAUUAAUUACUGUCUAUUAGAAUAAUCUGAAAUCAUAACAGAUAAGGUUUAGGCAGCUUAGUCUCAGUAUGUUUGCUUAACAAGAGAACACACUGUAUGAACAAAACCAUUGUUUUUUUUUUUUUAAAGCAUUAAUGUUCAAAAUAGUAAAAUUAGCAAGUUUAAAUAUAUUGUAUAUGGUAGCCCACAAUUACGUGUAAAUUAUAUCUAGAAAGUUUUAUUUUUAUUUAUUUGUCAUGCUUUUGUUAAAGCCAGUGGUCCAGACAUUAUUGUAAAACUUUAACAUUUUGAAAAAUAAUACAGGCAAACAGGAAGGUGAACUUCAAAACCACUCACUUGGACUUGGACUCAAGCACAUGCGUAACCUGACACUAAUUAUGCAUAUGCCAUUUAUAUAACAUGGACUUGGACUUAAUUUACCAACAUUGAACACAACUAAAUGAGAACAAUGAGCAAGCAAAUUCAAUGUCAGCAGGAAUUAUUUAACCUGAGUUUCAGUAGUGGUAAAGGGACCAAGGGACUACUUUGUAUCCCAGGUGGUUCAGAGUUUGUUCACUACCUAGAUGGACACCUAGUGCAGGCAAAAAACGUUAUUAAUAAAUCAUCUU
Silurus meridionalis is the source of this 2236-nucleotide messenger RNA. RefSeq lists its product as uncharacterized. Gene Ontology annotation, biological process: regulation of cell differentiation. NCBI's taxonomy places the organism in Eukaryota, Metazoa, Chordata, Actinopteri, Siluriformes, Siluridae. The record is from RefSeq and is a predicted model, not a curated record. The transcript is spliced from 5 exons. The coding region runs from base 93 to 926 and encodes 277 amino acids. Gene Ontology annotation, cellular component: membrane.